Messenger RNA from Auanema sp. JU1783, 915 nucleotides. The record is from the annotation of a GenBank genome assembly. NCBI's taxonomy places the organism in Eukaryota, Metazoa, Nematoda, Chromadorea, Rhabditida, Rhabditidae.
AUGUGGUUCUUCAUUAUUCAAAAUGUCUAUGGCUUAUUAUCCAUCAUUUUCUAUAUUGUUGUUAUCAACUUAACAGUUCGCGAACGACGCUAUUUCAACUCAUCUUUUGUUAAAAUAUUUGUUACACUCGGUGUUGUGAACAUCUUAUCAUAUAUCGCUAUAUAUGUUACCGUGCGUUUGCCUCAACAAAUUCAUCAGAACAGCGAUUUGUCUGAAUUCUUCGCUUCGUUUCCUUUUCCAACCGUUUUGGCCGUCGCACAUUUCCUGACUUAUUACAGUUGUUAUGUUAAGAAUCUAACAAUUGUUCUAAUGAUUUUAAAUAGAUUAAGAUCUAUUGCCUGUCCCUUCUCUAGGGAAGCUAUUUGGGAUAUCCACUUCUGGAUUACAGUUGUGUUUGUUCUACUAUUCCCUCUGCCAUUCUGUUAUGGAAUCCUUUUCAAUAAAAGUUAUUACGCUUAUAAUCGGGAAUUAGAUGGAUACUUCAUCUCAUCUCAUGCUCAACAAGAUGACGACCUAUUAAAACUGACCAUAUUCCAAUGUGUCAUCACCAUCCUCUGCGUCAUACUGAACUUAUCGUCCAUUCUGAUUCUAUGUCAGCGAUCAAUGAGUUCCAACUACAAGAGAGAACUCAAUCUUUUAUCAGUCACUUUCCUGGCUUUUACAUUCCAAACACUAACUAGUAUAACUAUGGCUGCUCUUUACAUAACCCCGAAAGAUUCUAUGCAGAGGGCCCUCGCAAUAUUUAUACUUCCGUUCUGUAAUGAUCUAUUCUGUCUAACAUUCCCCUAUUUCUUCCUCAUUCUCAAUGCUCGAGUGAGGAAAUGCUUUUUUGAGAUGUCCAUAUUCAACUGGAUUAACGAUUCAUAUCACUUCCUCUCGAACAAAUCGGACAGUGAACCUUCAACGUUUGUUUAA